GGGAAGAUUAUUUUUUGCCUGGUAAACCCAAACCAAUUAGGCUCUCUAGAUCACAAGUGCAAAGAGGAGGAGGAGGCAGCCACAUCAAAAUCCCAAUAAACCCGUUAUUCCAAAUGUAUAAUAUUUACGCCUCCCUGGGGUUUACCUGUACUCUUAAUGGAUUAGCACUUUUCCUGGUUCAUAAUGGAAGACACAUUUCAUCCAUUGGUAAAAACUCCUGACACUUGCAACGAUCGAGAUCCCGACCACCAACAAGUGCUACCGUCGUGCUUACCCAAUCAGUCACGAACUCGGCGAUUUUCUACCUCAGCAUUGCCUUCGGAUGGGGAUCAGAAGUUGCCUACCAAAAGAGCAAGCGAUGACUUUGUGCGGCGGGUUAGUUUUGACACUAUGACACAUCAAGACAUGCCAGACUACUCGUUCACGCUCCAGGAGAAGAGCCAAGGCUGGGAACGUUCGAUAUCAAGUAGAGUAUUUAUGCUAGCCACUGAUCUAGAGAGCCAUUCCAAUGAAGCACUCAAAUAUGCUGUGGAGGAAUUAUUAGAGGAUGGGGAUGAAAUUGUGGUUGUUCGUGUGGCGGAUGUCCAAGUGAACCGUCAUAUUUUGGGAUCCUCUCGUCAAAACCUACAGGAACAUGCCGUUCUGGCACGUCAACACGCAGAGCUAUUGUUACAGCGGAUAAAGGAAUCACAUGGAGGCAUUAAGAUCAGUAUCGUUCUUGAGUUUGUGAUUGGGAGGACGCAAACAUGUUUACGAGACAUGCUUCAGAUGUAUCACCCAUCUGCCCUGAUAGUAGGCACUCAAGGGAAGCCGUCCUCUCUCAAGACCAUGUUCCCUGGUAACAGCAUUUCCCAAUUCUGUCUGCGUCUUUCUCCGGUUCCUGUUAUUGUGGUAAAGGAAUUUAAACCCUCUGACGCCUCACGCCGUUCAAGCUCAAACUCUAGCAAUGAGAACAAUGAUUGUCAUGAUCCUUCCACAGCAUCCAAGUGGAUUCGUAAGCUUAGUUUGAAUAACCGGCUAUCCAAGUCUGCACAGCAUUAAAUCCCCUCAUCAAGUAUUUAUUAUUACAAAUUGGAAAACAACGGCCUCCCGCGGGCUUAAGAUUGGAACCAAAUUAAUACAUUAUUCACCCAUAUGCAACAACAUUUUCUGGAACACCCUUUAUGCGAUAGGAUCUUAUAUGUAGCGUCAUGGACUGUAACAUAAUACCAUUGGGUUUUCUUCUAUUCUCUGUAUAUUGUCAAUAAAUUGUCAUGGUUGGAC
Messenger RNA from Umbelopsis ramanniana AG, 1263 nucleotides. RefSeq lists its product as uncharacterized. Lineage: Eukaryota; Fungi; Mucoromycota; Umbelopsidomycetes; Umbelopsidales; Umbelopsidaceae. The record is from RefSeq and is a predicted model, not a curated record. The transcript is spliced from 5 exons. The coding region runs from base 184 to 1041 and encodes 285 amino acids.